Nothobranchius furzeri (turquoise killifish) is the source of this 3264-nucleotide messenger RNA. RefSeq names its product discoidin, CUB and LCCL domain containing 2 (gene dcbld2). Gene Ontology annotation, cellular component: plasma membrane. NCBI's taxonomy places the organism in Eukaryota, Metazoa, Chordata, Actinopteri, Cyprinodontiformes, Nothobranchiidae. Gene Ontology annotation, molecular function: signaling receptor activity. Gene Ontology annotation, biological process: wound healing. The record is from RefSeq and is a predicted model, not a curated record.
GGGAGAAGGAAGUGUCUCCAUAGAUUGGUUGGAGCGUUGACCUCCUCCUUCGUGCGCGUGCCCUGAACUCGUUACAUUUCAUGAAACAAAAUAAUAACAACCCCAGGAGGAACCUGCUGGAGGAUUUCUCGUCAGUUUUGGUGUCGCCCGUGCAGGCCGAAGCGGUUCCGCCGGUCUGGAGGUGAUCAUUAUGCAUUCGGACUGCAGGCUUCUAUGGACAGAGCGGUAAUGGUGGGCUGGGGGCCGACAGGGGCCGGGGUGCUCGUCCUGUCCAUUCUCAUCAUCCUCACCACGGAGAGCUGCCGAGCCCAGAAAGGUGAUGGCUGUGGCCCCACUGUGCUUGGCUUCAGCAGUGGGACCCUGUCCUCUCUGGGAUAUCCAAGGGCGUACCCAAACAACAGUGUGUGUGAGUGGGAGAUCACAGUUCUUCACGGAAAGAGGAUCCACUUUCGAUUUGCUCUUUUGGACAUAGAAGACAGUGACUGCCGGGUCAACUACCUCCGCCUCUACAACGGCAUCGGACCAGAGAGGAGUGAGAUUGUGAAGUUCUGUGGUUUGGGUCAAAAGGUCAACAAGCCGAUUGAGUCCUCAGGCAACCAGGUCACCGUCCAGUUCAUGAGUGGGAUGCACCACAGCGGACGUGGAUUCUACCUGUCAUACUCCAUCACUGAACAUUCAGAUUUAAUCACCUGCCUCAACAAAGGAACUGAUUUCCCAGAGGCAGAGUUCAGUAAAUACUGUCCUGCGGGCUGCUUGACGUCCACAGAGGAGGUUUCUGGAACAAUUCCUAUCGGAUACAGAGAGUCGUCUCCCCUGUGUGCAGCAGCAGUCCAUGCAGGUGUGGUGUCUAACGCUGUGGGGGGGAGGAUCAAUGUGGUCAGCAGCAAAGGCAUCCCUCACUAUGAGGGCACACUGGCUAACAACGUCACUUCCACUGGAGGAACUUUGUCAAACAGCCUUUUCACCUUCAAGACCAAUGGCUGUUACGGGACGCUGGGGUUGGAGACUGGCGGUGUUGCAGAUACUCACCUGAGCGCUUCCUCCGUGUGGGACUGGAGCGCCAACGCCGGUCAGAACAGUGUGUGGGGACCAUCGGGGGCUCGCCUUAAGAAGUCGGGGCUGCCCUGGGCGCCUUCACAGAGCGACCAGCUACAGUGGCUGCAGGUGGUUUUCAAGAGGGAGCGGAGGAUCACAGGCAUCAUCACCACUGGCUCUACCCUGAGGGAGUACCCGUACUUCGUUUCUGCGUACCGAGUUCUCUACAGUGCUGACGGUCAGCAAUGGACCACCUACAAGGAAGAAAAUUCUACACAAGACAAGAUUUUCCAAGGAAACAUCAACUACCUGCAUGAAGUAAGGAACAACUUCAUUCCUCCGAUUGAAGGCCGUUUCCUGAGGAUCAGUCCCACCUCAUGGCACCAGAGAAUCGCACUCAAGCUGGAGCUGCUCGGCUGCCAAGAUACUACAGGGAGGAGGGGGCCAAGUCCGAGGCUUUUCACCCCUUCUCAAAAUGCUCCGAGCACGAAACGCCCACCUCGUGUUAGUCUGACCACACACACCCCAGACAUUCGAAACACCACUAUGCCUCCUCACAACGACGUGGUGUUGAAAGCCGUUCUGGUACCCGUGUUGGUCAUGCUCAUGACAGCUGUGGUCGUGAUCGGAGCUUGGGCCUGCCACUGGAGGAACAAGAAAAAGAGCUCCGAGGGGACGUACGAUCUUCCUCACUGGGAUCGCUCAGACUGGUGGAAAAACAUGAAGCAGCUGCUGCCCUCCAAGGCGGUUGAGACGGAGGACCCCAUCCGAUACAGCACCACUGAGGUCAGACAGCUGACAGGACGGAGUGCUGUACCAGAGCUGCAUGCUGAACCCGCAGAAUACGCCCAGCCACUGGUGAGCGGGCUGAAAACAUUAGGUACACGGUCGACCUUUAAACCGGAUGAGGGGCCUGACCCGGGAUAUUCAGAUCCAGACCUGUACGACGCUCCCAUCCCACCAGAUGUCUACCACCCCUACGCAGAGCCACUGCCGGCUUCAGGAUCUGAAUAUGCAACUCCAAUCCUGGUCGACAUGGGCUGCCACCCGUCAGGUGGGCCUGCGCUGAGCCAGUCCACUACAGCACGUAGUUUUAUGGGCGCCGAACCCACACCACUUCUCUCGUGGACAGACGGUGGACAGGCUGAGGGUUGUGUGUAUGACACGCCUAAAAAUGCCACUGGACAGGCCACACCCACUGAGGAUCUGACCUAUCAGGUACCUCAGAGCGGUACUCAGAAGCCAGCAGGGCAGAGCUGAGGAGUCCAGAACGAUUCUGGAGACGUCUGUAUUGACUGAAGCUUUCUGCAAGGCCACAGGCUGCUGGUGUGGUGCCAUUACAGUCCUAUCACUGAAACCACAAUGAAUGUGUUGGUGCCGAGGAGGAGAAACCUGACUACUGUCUGAUACUUUGUCCCUGUUCUGUGAUUUGUAAAGCUCGCCUCUGAAACUGAUUUCAUUCAUCUGAUCUACAGGUAGAAACCUGCAUGUUUCAUUGAGAAGCUCCUUCCUGUUACCACGGUACGCUCGUGUCUUACGUUGUUCAGAAGCACGACUCGACAAUGUCUGUAGUUCUUUAUGAUUCCAUUAUUGUGAUCCUGUCAACUCAAAUGAGGAAUAUUUAUUUUUUUAUUUCACAUCCUGCUGAUUAAGGACUAACCCCGUCAUUCAUGUUACGGCCGAGUCAGAAAAUCAAUUAAUGAACUUUCCAGUGGAAAAGUUCUUUCUUUUACAGAUCUGGAGACCAAAUAUUGCUUUUUUGUGUAUUUUUUUUUUUUACAAUUGUGCCAACAGUAAUUUAGUCUUAAUUUAGAAUGGCUUAGUAAAGAUGUUUGCAACAAAAUAUAAAGGUACAACAGAAAGAGGUAGAUGGGUAAACGUUACAGCUGUGAUCAUUGUCGUUUAGACCUACUUGUUUUUUCUCGUCUCUGUGUAUGGACGUCUGUACGUGCGUGAAGCUGUUGUGACAUUUUCUGUAGUGUGUGUGUGUGUUUUACAUGUUUGAUGUGGCUGAAAGCUGUAGAGGAACUGCCCUCCUCUCCUGCACACUUGGUGCCAGACCAGAUCAGACCAAACAGAGGGUGGGCGGCUUUAAGACCCAUCGUUACAUCGCUGUGUCGCUGCCACGCUUUCUCUUCAAGGAGACUGAUGAACACAGGUUUGCUGCUUCCUGUGUGAGUGUUACUCACUGACUGUAAGAAGAAUAAAGAGACAGUUUCACAACCUAAA